CCUCACCUGCCCGAGAUGGACGGAGUCACGGAGUUCACCGAGUACGUCUCGGAGACGGUCGAUGUGCCGUCAUCCUUUGACCUCCUGGAGCCCCCGACCUCUGGAGGUUUUCUGAAGCUGUCCAAACCCUGCUGCUACAUCUUCCCCGGGGGCCGAGGGGACUCCGCUCUGUUCGCCGUCAACGGAUUCAACAUCCUGGUGGAUGGAGGGUCCGAUCGGAAGUCUUGCUUUUGGAAGCUGGUUCGCCACCUGGACCGGAUCGACUCCGUUCUGCUCACCCACAUCGGCGCAGACAACCUCCCAGGCAUCAACGGGUUGUUCCAGAGGAAGGUUGCGGAGCAAGAAGAGGCGCGCAACCAAGGAAGUGGGUCCAGUAGCCUGAUCUCUCCUGAGCUCGGGAUUGUGUUUUUUAACAUCCCAGAGAAGCUUCGAAUGCCCGAGUCCACGUUGAAAGUGAAGCGCAGCAUUGAGGAAGCAUCUCUUACCUUGCAGUACCUCAACAAGCUCGGUAUCACACCGGAGCCUCUUCACAGGGUGGUGGGCAACACUAUUGAACCCAUCACACUAUUCCAUAAACUUGGCGUGGGAAAGUUAGACAUGUAUGUCUUAAACCCUGUAAAGGAGAGCAAAGAGAUGCAGUUUCUCAUGCAGAAAUGGGCUGGGAACAGCAAAGCCAAGACGGGGAUUACGAUGGCCAAUGGAAAAGAAGGAGAAAUAUCGGUCCCCUAUUUGACAUCAGUUACCGCUCUUAUUGUUUGGAUUCCUCACCGUCCAACAGAAAGGAUAGUUAGGGUGCUCUUCCCUGGAAAUGCACCGCAGAAUAAAAUCUUCGAGGGCCUUGAGAAACUGAAACACCUCGACUUCCUGCGAUACCCUGUGGCUACCCAAAAAGAAAUGUCAUCCGGUGCACCUCCUCCCGUUAUCAAACAGACCAAAAUGAGAUCAAGAACUGACAGCAAAGAGAGUCUCAAGUCCUCACCGAAACCCCACUCUAAAACCACAAAGAAAGAAGCCGGCGGGCAGGAGGAAGAGUCCAAGAGUGAAAUCACCAAAGAGAAUAAAGUGGAAAAGAAGGAAGAGAAGAAAUUCAAAAGUCUAAAAGCCACCAAGCAACAGAAAAACAUUGAGGUGGCCCCCGUGGCAGCCAAGACAGAGAAAAAGAAAAUACCCAAGGAAAAAACUGCCAAGAAUGAGAAGGUGUCCAAGAUGGAUGAAAAGAAAGACAAAGAGAAAAAAGAAAUCAAGAAAGAGAAACAUGAAGUAAAGAAGGAUGACAAUAUAAGAAAAGAAGAGAAAAAGGAAAGUAAAAAGAAGGACCCGAGUAAACCGGAGCUGAGAAAAAUCACUAAACCUGACCUGAAGCCACUCACCCCUGAAGUGAGGAAAACUCUGCAUAAGGCGAAGACUCAGGCUAAGCCCAAGAUGGACAAAAACAAAGCCGUGAAAGAGGAAGCGCAUGAGAAAAAGCCAGUCCAGAACAUCCCCCAGGAGAUCGCAGCAGCAGCGUUGGCUGACAGGUCCAUCGUGUCCUCCCCAGAGGACCUCACUGAGGACUUUAAGGCUCUGAAGCUAGAAGAGAUGUCCAAAGUGAAGCCUGAGCCGAUCCAGAAUGACGUAGUGUUUGGUCAUUCACUGCACACGGAAACCAAAGUCCCGUCUUUAGUUUUCCAUGAUGAGAAAGUCUCAGCACCAGCGACUGAUGCAAAAUCGUCUUCGCCCAAAUCCCCCGUCGAGCCGAUAAAAGACGACAAAUACAAACAUGAUGCGGUGCGUGUUGCAGCCGCUGAAAAGGAAGAAGCGAGCAAUGGCUUUGACAAGAAGUACGAAGAGGAGAAAAUGGAGAAAUAUGACGAAUACCUUGCAGAGGACGACGUAAGGGACAGAUCGAAGAAGAGCGAAAGCUCAGAGGAGGAGGGUGACGUCAUUGAAAAAGCUGACCUCGAGGGAACAGAAGACGACGAGUUCCCGAAAUAUAAAACGGAGGAGGCGAAAAGGGAGAAAACUGGAAAGGAAUGGGACACCAAGCCGGCUGACGUCAAACCUCCGUCAGCCACAGCCCCGUGUGGCCAAGCAGCAGCCUCCGUCUCGGAGCAGUUCUCCUUCAUCCAGGACGAAACCAUCCCCGGCUACUCCGAGACCGAACACACCAUCUCUGACGAGGACAUCCACGAGGAACCGGAGGACAGGAUCCCGCAGCUGCACUACGACGUGGCCUCCUACGAAAUCUCUGUCCCCGACGUCCCCGGUACCUUUGACUCCAUGCACGGCAUAAAAGAGAUGAAGUGCCCCGGCCUGGCCGACGUCAAACCCAGAGCCUUCGCGGGAGGUCACGAGCAUGAACUCGCACAUUACCCCUCCGUCCUCGCCGCUCCUCUUGCGGAGGAGGAGCACAUCUCCUCGGCGACUUCCAUCACAGAAUAUGACAAACUGUCGUCCGUUGCCACGUCUGUAGCCGAGGACCAGUCGAUAGCCUCUGUGACGGCGGCUCAGACCGAGGAGGCCGGGAAGAACUCUCUCCUGCUGGACACCAUCAACAGUCUUCCCUCGCGGGCCGAGGCCGCCCAGGGGAAGGACUAUCUCCACUCGGCGGGAACCAUUUCGCCCACUUCUUCUCUGGAGGACGACAAGUGCUUCAAGUCUCCCUCCUCGGAUGAGUACCAGCCCAUCAUUCCUGAGAUGGAGGGUGAUGCAAAGAUCAAACUGGUCCACGAGGAAGACGACGAGGACGAGGAGGACGAGGAUGAGGACCAGACUCCGAACGUCGACUUCCCUCUGGGUAAACUGCAAGAGGGCUACGAACAUGCGGCCUUCAUGAUGCUCCAGGAGAAGCAAAAAUCUCCCUCUGACACUUUUUCUCCUCCUCCUCCUCUCUUUUCUACCUUGCAGUACUCUCCCACACAGGCUGUCAAAGAAAACCAAUCCCUCUUUAGCUCAGAGGAGUUUAAGACCGAUAUAAAGCCGAUUUCACCCCCUCCGCCUUUCUCCCCUAGGUUAGAAUUAGACUUCCACCUCAGGCAGGAGAGUGAGGAAAGAUGUCUAAGUCCAGAUGACAGCACCAUGAAACUGGCCUCACCCACACAGUCUGUCCCGACAAGCAGUGGCUACUCUCCGACAGAAGAGAAACCCUUUAAGAUAGAAGACAAAGAUGAAGCAGACAAAUCAGCCAAUGACAGCACCGCCUUUAUCGGGGACAAGACAGCGUCUGAGGAGUCCGAAGAAUCCAGUGAAGACAACGAGGAGGAAGAUGACUCUUACACCAAAAAGGACCUACAGCCCACUGUUAAGGCCAAGCUUAUGGAGGCAAAAGAAGGGUGCUUCCUGGACGACGACUUCGCCUCUGAGGCAAAAUCUACAAAGGUCGAAACAGAAGUCAAGAGCUCGGACAAGACGCAGGUGUCUUUCGGCACAGAGAAACCGCAGUCUGAAGAGAUGUACUCGGAUGAAGAUGAAGAAGAUGAACAAGAUGAUGAUUUCCAAAGUGGGGAAGGCUCCCAUAAGCCCUCCUCAACAGAUCAGAGUAAAGUAGACUUAGACAAAGAAAGCGAAGAGGAGAUCGAUGACGCUUUAAUGGAGCAAGAUAAAAGUGUUCAUUUCAGCCUCUACAAUUACCCGGAGAAGGAGGGCAAGGAAAAGGCCCUGUACAUAAGACAGGACACGCCCUACGUGCAUGGCAAAACAUUCUCUUACGCUGACAUAUACGGCUCAGAGGACUCUGAUUCGUAUCGCCAGGAGUCUUUCGAUAAAGCGGAGAAGGACUCUGCAAAAGGGGAAGUGGAUUCGCAGAAACCAGAGCCCACCCCGGCUCCGGUAGCAACCACGGACAAGAUGUCAGAGAAGGAAGGAUCGACUGUCUCUUCCGGAAAAGAGUCCCCAGUCUCACCGUGGCUCGACUCAAAGAGCACUUCUGCUAUCCCUCCAUAUGAAGAGGUCCAAAGAGAGGAGGCAUUCGGAUACGACGCAGGUAGCCGAUUCCCUUCGGUGGCUGACAGACCCGAGGCCUCGUCCACUUCUUUGUCGCCUGACGAUUCUUUGAGAAGCCAGACCGACGGCACGAAGCCCCAGAAGUACUCCUCGACGACACUGUUUGACGCCGCCGCCGCAGGCUACAACAAUAAGGGAGGGUGUUUGGAGGUAGACAUGCGAAAACUGACAGCCAGGGACGAGGAGGACGACGACGACGAUGUUGUCGAUGAAGACGAUGAGGACGAGGAAGAUGAGGAGGACGAAGACGACGACGACGACUACGGCGGGGUCGCGGUUGAUUCUCAUAUGGAGAAAGGCGCCGAAGAGAAGUCUGAGAAGGAAGUAAAAAGUCCAAUCAGUGAAAUGUUUGGCUCAAAGAGGCCUGAAUUUAUGGUUUCCAUGGCUGGAUACGGCUACAACAGCCAGGGGUUGCCAAGCAACUCCAGCUCACUCGCAAAGACUGAACACGAAGCAAAGACUGACUCUUCAUCCCUCGGUGGAAAGCCAACAGAUUUAGGAGCUACGGGUUUCUCUGGCUACUCCUCAGGGUUUGAGUACUCGUAUGGGAGUGGAGAGAAAGACUUGUUUUUAUCAAAUCAGACCCCAGAUAAAGGCAAAGAGGAUUUCACUUUGAAAUCAACAGAGGACAGUUAUUACCAGAAUCAAAAAGCUGAUGCUGAUUCUGAGAAACAGAAAACACCAGACCUUAUGAGUAAGUCCUCACUGGACACAAGCUUUCAGUACACGACCACCGCCGCCCCUGGCUACUCCUCCUCUUCGGCUUAUAGUUACUCCUCGUCCACCUCGGGCUCCCUCUCCACCAGCCGUCAGUUCGGAGAGGAGCUGGGGACGCCCGCCGAGCCUCUCUUUGAGUUCUCCUCCUUUAAAGAUGAACACUCGCCGGUCAUGGACUCUUCCUCCUCUGGCGGCGCCAAAGAUGACUAUCUGGAAGUGUCUGAGAAACAGAUCGCGGCUACAACCGCGGCCGAGUCCGCCUUCGAGGAGGUCCAGUCCUUCCCCUCGCUCUCGUCCGCCGCCUUUGCCGGAGACGAGAACGAGCAUACGACCUCAUUGGGUGGAGUCAUGGACCAAGACCCUCAAUCAGACUGCUUCUAUACGCCUGAAUGGUCCAAGCUGAACACGGCUGUUGGGUACGGGCCCUCAGCGGGACCGUUUGCUCAACAUUCAGACGUCUCCAAAGACAAAGAGGCGGCCAGUGCCGCUCUGUUUGGUGUCACUUCUUCACCGCGCCCUGACAUCGAAGGCAAGCAUUACUUUGAGGAGACGGACAGCAGCGAGGAAGAGGACGAGGAGGCUUACAUGCGUGAGAUGACUCGCAGGUCGCCUUCCGGCGGCCUUGCUGGGAGCCCCUCCUUUUCUGACAAGCCUGUUGCCCCAGCGGCCUGUGAAAAGACAGACGGUGGCCUCCCCAAUGUUCUCGGCUCCGACGUGCCCUCGACCGUCAACGGCCCCGCGGAGGUCAACGCGAGCGCCGGUGCGGCAGCCGGCGGUGCGUCUUCAGGCCCGGCCAAGGCGGAGCCCAGAGAGGGAGCAGCAGCGUACAGGAGCUCUUUCGAGUGGGAGUCAAAGUCCCAGAUGGCGAUGGUGCCCGGAGACUCCCCUCCUCACCACCGUCACGAAGACGAGUUCGAAGAGGAGUGUGAGAUGGAGCCAGAGCACCCGGCCCGCCCGCUGUCUCUCUCCUCCACCGAUCAGCCGUUUCGCUCCCCGUUCUACGCCGAGGAGCGCAGCCGAGGAGCGCAGGACGACGACGACGGCGACACGGACGCUGCCGGCGACGUGCCCACGGGAGCCGCCUCCUCUUACGCCAGUCGCAGCUCUCCUGGGUACUCCUCCUCCGAGAGCAGGCAGCCCAAACAGGACCUCUCGCCAUCCUUCAUGAACCCGUGCAUGCGGCAGUUGUCCAGCGACGAGGACGAGGAGGAGCGCGAACGCAGAAGCGAUCAAUCGCAAGAGGCCGACGGACUCGACCUGCCGGUCAAGACGAGGGCUCACGAGCUACCGCAUCGCCCCAGCGGCGCUCUGCAGUUGGCCGGCGGCACGUCGGCGGGGCUGGUUCUGGCCACGGAGGACACACCGCCCACCUCCAUCAGCGAGUCUUUGGGCUCCCAGUCGGACUCCGAUGCCCCUCCGGGCACCGAGGAGUUCCCUUUGGCCACCGGCGAAGGCAACAUGGACUCGGAUGAGGAUGCAGACUACAUGCCCAUUGAUAAACUAUCUGCCCCGGGAGGAGGCAGCCAUCAUUCCUCUAAGAGGAGCAACGACCCUCCUCCUGCUCCCCGCACGGACCCCUCCCCUCAGCCGCCAUGCCCGGACGUUUGCAUGGUGGACCCCGACGCUCUGGAUAACGGCUUAACGGUGAAGAAGGAGCCAAAAGCCAAGGGCUUGAAGAAGACCUCGGGCAAAACCAAGUCGGGCUCCCCGGCCAGGCGCAAGAGGUCGCCCAUGCCCGUCAAACAGAUGGCGUCUCCUCGCAGCGCCUCGCUGAAGAAGAAGGAGGCCGACAAGAGGUCCCGCACGUCUCGUCUGUCGGACGGUCAGGGAUCCAGAGACGACGAGCUCUCCCGGUCGAGCUACAACCCCGGCAAGACGUCGACCAACGGAGUCAAGAGCGGUUCAGGAUCCCAGAAGACCGGCCCUGCAGGCGCUCCCGGUCUUCCCAUUUAUGUGGACUUGGCCUACAUUCCCAACCACUGCAACGCCAAGAACGUGGACCAGGAGUUCUUCAAGCGCGUUCGCUCCGCGUACUACGUGGUCACCGGGAACGACGAGGCGAGCGGCGAGCCCGGCCGAGGCGUCCUCGACGCGCUGCUGGACGGGAAAGCUCAGUGGGGAUCGAACCUGCAGGUGACCCUGAUCCCGACCCACGACACGGAGGUGACCCGUGAGUGGUACCAGCAGACCCACGAGCGGCAGCAGGAGCUCAACGUCAUGGUCCUGGCCUCCAGCAGCACCGUCGUCAUGCAGGACGAGUCCUUCCCCGCCUGCAAGAUCGAGUUCUAGGACCCCCUUGUUCCCUCGUUCCCUCGUUCCCUCAUUCCCUCGUUCCCUCUCUCUUCUCUGGAGCCUGAUGUGCACGUCGGCUCUGUGCGGUCGAGCGACAGCAGAACCGAACCUGGAUACCCGUCUCUGGUUUUCUAGAUUUGUAUUUAUCGAUAAGCUCGUUUACACCACGACUUCCACCACGUUAUUAUUUCUCGGUACUUUUUAAUUCCCUCACUUUGAGUCUCAAGUGAGACGGGAAAAAAUUUCAUGUUUUCAAACAAUAAGAAAUUAAUGUUUUGGUUGCUCGUCUUUAAAAUUAGCCCAAAUCAGAGCACAAGUUUUCGCACUUUAAAGCAAUUUUUCUUCCACUGAAUCCCAAAUAAAUUGAAUAAGUUUUACCGAUCGGGGAAUAAAUGAAUCAACAAUACAAGUUAAUAACUUUACCAACUCUCCUCUAUUUAUGUCUUUCUUCCAGAAGACCUCGGCGGUCCCCGUGUUGAGCUUUGUGCCUCCUCCUAAACAUUCUGUGGUUCCCAGUACUCGUGGCGUAGCGUAGGGCAGCGUUCCAGACGUCUUCGUAGUGACUUGUGAUAUUUCUAUGGUGAAAAUCAAUUGUUUAUAUAAUAUAUAUAAUUGUGUUCUGUAGUCUGUAAGUCUCGGGGAGAACCGGAGGCGGCGAUUCCGGUGACAAAAACAAACAAAAUCCUCACUCCCGAUCUUUUGGAUUCCGCCCCGUUUAUAUAUAUAUAUAUAUAUAUAUAUGCUCAACAGCUCAACAGCACCCCUAGUGGACGAACCUCGCAUCGGUCUCGAAGAUCUUUGUACAAAAACGGCGCGUUGAAGAACGAAGAACGUAGAAUGUAUUCCACGACGAUGGGAGCGUGAGGCCCAGAGGUCAGAGGUCAGACCCACAUGUGCCUUUCUGUCCUGCUGUGCCGGAAGGUAAACAUUUUUUAUUUUUUGUUGUAGUCGUGGACAUUUUUUUUGAAGGCGGUCCUCGUGUUCCGGAGAGGUUCUCGGUCUCCUCCGUUGUUGUUGUUGUUGUGCGAGUCUCGGCGGUGCACAAACAACAAAAUUAUAAAUGUUGUACAUAUUGAGUGGAAAAACAAACAAAAAAAGGCGUUUUUAAACUCGAGUAUUUCAGAGCUUUUAGGAUAAGCACAAAGGGACCGCUGUGCAACGACUUCACAUCGAAGAACAACGACGCUCAGCGACCGCCGCGCUUCUUCUUCCGCUUACUUUAAAUAUAUGAUUUGCUAAAUAUAUAUUUUUCCGUAGCCGCCUCAUGCUUUUAGCACUUUAUUUAGUUUCGGUGAAUAAUCGGUGGAUGUUUUAAAGUAACACUUUACGACGUGUGCUUUUUAAUUUUAUAUUAAUAUAUAUUUUGUAUUAAGUACUUUUUAAGAGAUUUUAACCACGAACAAAACAAAAACCAAAAACAAACUACAACUAAAAACAACAACAAACCACAAUAAACUACAACAAAAAACAACAAACUACAACAAACCCCAAAAACAUCAAACUACAACAAAAAACAACAAACUACAACAAACUACAACAAAAAACAACAAACUACAACAAAAAACAAAAAACAAAAACACGCCUCACCAGGGUUCAUAUUUAUGAUCCGCAGUAAAACUAUUGAAAGAAAAGAUUUUCCUCUGUAUGAUAUUUUAAUCCCUUGACUGCGACGCAUGCACAACCGACUGCAUGUACACUUAAACAACAACAACAACAACAACGACAAAGCAGAAGGGCUGCGAGGGGCCGGGACCGCCUCGGCCUGAAUGUGAACGAUGCAGAUUUACCUUUACACUCUCUCACCUGGACGACUCUCAUCUCCUGGUUGCCUUGGUUACCGCGCAUCGGGUCCACCGGCGGUGAAGCAGCUCGACUCAAACUUGCGGUUUUCGUUCUUCGGACGACGAAAAAAAAACAUAAAAUAAAAAUAUGUCGAGUCACGUAGUUAAACACGGCUCGCUGCAUUCCUGUUUAAUAAUGUUUAAUACUGUUUAAUAAUGUUUAAUACGCCAGCGGGAGAACAACUCGCCGUGAGCAGACACUCAAACCCAGACUGCCAGACACUCAGAACCUUCGUGUCACGUGACUUUCAUAUCCGUCUCUUUGGAGCUCAACGUCGACACUCGCUGAGGUUUCGUAUAGCGUGCAAAAUAAAAACAAAUAAAACCACAAAAAAUACAAAUAUAAACUCAUCUUGGAUAAAGACUGCUUGUACGUGCAUGUGUACCUUUUAUUUUAAUUUUUUUCCGUUCUGUAUCGUAAUAGCUGAAGACGAAAAAAAAACCGACUUAACAUAGAAGUGCUAUUUUAAAAAGAUGUAUAUUCAAGAAACCGAGGAGGCGCAAGUUCACCUGGCGGUGUUUCUGCUUCUCGGUUCUCCUUUCAUCUCGUUUUGAAGUGCAAUAUUCACUCCAUCGCUCUUUAGAUGCUUACAACAACAAAAAGAUAUGAAAUAGAAAACAGAUUUAUUGUUAAAAAGGGAAACACGUGUGGUGAAGACCAAUAAAGACAUAAUUUACUGAACAGAAA
Messenger RNA from Pseudoliparis swirei, 9519 nucleotides. It is a transcript of the gene map1aa, whose product is annotated as microtubule-associated protein 1Aa. The transcript has 3 exons. Gene Ontology annotation, cellular component: neuronal cell body; synapse; dendrite. The record is from RefSeq and is a predicted model, not a curated record. Bases 16 to 6987 code for a protein of 2323 amino acids. Gene Ontology annotation, molecular function: actin binding; microtubule binding. Lineage: Eukaryota; Metazoa; Chordata; Actinopteri; Perciformes; Liparidae. Gene Ontology annotation, biological process: regulation of microtubule depolymerization; microtubule cytoskeleton organization; dendrite development.